UGGGCGGAGAGAGAGAGACCAUCCUACAUUCACUGACUACACUGUUAAACUGAGGAGAGUGGAAGUGGAACCGAUCUGGGGGAAGAAAAAAGGGAAGAAGCAAGCAGUAGCGGAAACGUGGUCCAGAAGCAGCCAGUACAGAGCUUUGUAAAGCUUCUCCGCGCAUCUGUCUGCACUGGAGCAAGAUAUUAUUCAAGCCUGGGUUUUUGUUGUUGCGGGCGCGGUUUUAUUCCAAAGCGGAGCCUCUGCUCUCUGCGCGCGGGGGGGUUCAUUUCUCUUUCAGUCGGCACUGGAAAGCGGAAUGAAUGACCAAGACAAAGGUUGACGCCGCGUCCCCGACUCACUUCGUCUCGGCCAAGGAAAAGAGACUCAGGAGCAAAAUGGAAACGGAAAGCGGGUGUGAAACAGGCGACGGCGUACAAACACAGGCGGUAAGCCACGAGAAGAAGAAACCGCACCGCGCGCCGUCGCCCGCGAGACCCAAAGACGUCCCGGGAUGGUCCAUCACCAAGAUCCGGGGAGGGAUCGGCACACCGACCCUCAGUGUGAAACCGGGGGCGAUCCAUUUAGGGAGCCGUUUAUCCAGACGCAGCCCCGUUAGCGGGAAAGAAACAAAGGGUGAGAAGAUGGGGAAAUCACCAGGGAAAUCCACGCUGUCUGCAGUCGCUGCCACGAAGAGUAGCGUUAAGUCAAACAAGGCCGCUCGGAGGAAAGCAUCAGACGCCAGUAUCGCGUCCGACGAUCUGAGCAAAGACUCGGGCAAAGAGUCCGGCAAACUCUCGGCCACUGAUAGCAGCUCCGAGCUCUCCGACUGCGCCUCAGAGGAAAACAAGCUGUCCACGGACGCGCUGAGCAGCGAUACCGAAAGCAGCAGCCGUGGCGGGGCUGAGAGUGAACACGCGGCCGCUGGACAGAGCAGCGCUCGCGGGGAGAGUGAGGGACAGCGGUGCACGUUGGGAGGAUACGCCGGGCAGGAAAGCACUACUCCGGGGGACGAGCGCUCCCUCACCUCGCUCGACAGCCGGAUGCCAGCUAGCACAUCUCUGGCCUUCUCUGAUCUUAACGAGGAGCUAACAGAUGGCAUGCACGAGGAAUAUCUCCGAGAAAUCGAAGAACUGCGGUCUGAAAACGACUAUUUAAAGGAUGAGGUUGAGGAGCUACGCUCAGAGAUGCUGGAGAUGAGGGACAUGUACAUGGAGGAGGAUGUGUACCAGCUCCAGGAACUUAGGCAGCAACUGGAGCAGGCCAACAAGACAUGUCGUAUCCUGCAGUACCGACUACGCAAGGCCGAGAGACGCAGCCUGCGUGUGGCUCAAACCGGCCAGGUGGACGGUGAGCUCAUCCGUACCCUGGAGCAAGAUGUUAAGGUGGCCAAGGACGUGUCCAUCCGCUUGCACAAUGAGCUGGACGCAGUGGAGAAGAAGAGGAGUCGUCUAGAGCAGGAGAAUGAGGUGCUGCAAGUGAAGCUCCAGGACCUGGAGGUGGCCAAGCAGGUUCUGCAGGCUGAGCUGGAGAAGAGCCGAGAGAAUUCUCUUAAAAAGCGAGGUGCAAGGCCAAACAACAAACCUGAGAAGAAGAUGUCACCACAGCCUCCAGAGGAUAGUUCUGACCUGAAGUGCCAGCUCCAUUUUGCCAAGGAGGAGUCAGCACUUAUGUGCAAGAAACUCACCAAGAUGGUGAAAGACAAUGAGGUGAUGAAGGAGGAACUGACCAAAUACCGUUCACUCUAUGGUGACAUGGAUACCUCACUGACCAUGGAUGAGGUGGCUGACUCGCCCCACAUGCGUGAAGCCGAAGUCCGAAUUCACUUGAAGUUGGUUGAGGAGGAAGCUAACUUGCUGAGUCGACGGAUAGUGGAGCUAGAGGUUGAGAAUCGUGGUCUCCGGGCUGAAAUGGAUGACAUGAAGAUUCAGGAGACUCCCGGAGGUCUUGCAGUUGCGACAGGAGUUGGGCAGCUGCUAAUUUCACCUUCAGCUGAUAAUGUUAUGGAGCUGCAGCGGCAUCUGCAGUUUGUAGAAGAAGAAGCGGAUCUGCUGAGAAGGUCACUGAUUGAAAUGGAGGAGCAGAACAAGCUUCUAAUGAAUGAACUUAAUCGAUACAAGUCAGAACUUCCUACUGAUUCUGAUUUUGAGUCCUUGUCACCCUCUACCAUCCUUCCUCCAUCCAUCACUCCUGGAGUGGCAACUUCUGAAGAAGGGGCUCUAAAUGAGGCAUCCCAAGAAGAGCUCCUGGCAGCCAGGCUUCAAAUCAGUGACCUGAGCAGUAAGGUAAAGAAGCUCCAGUAUGAGAACCGCAUUUUGCUGUCCAACCUCCAACGCUGUGACCUGGCUUCCAGACAUGUGGACAUUCGGCCUUCCCUGGAGACUGAUGCAGAGGCAGGGGACUCAGCUGAGUGCGUGCCUAGCCCAGAACACCCAAUGGAUGGUGAAGAGAACCAGCCUCUGGAGGACAAGGGCGAGAUGGUGACAGGAAACAACCAUUCUCUUUCUGAUCAGUGCCUCAGCAUCAAAGAACUCUUGGCCAUCCGUGACCAGGCCCAAUUAAUUACCUCAGCAAUCCAGCUCCUUAUGUCUGCUGAUUCCAGCUGUCUUCUAGCUGUCUCAUCAGACACAAUCUUACAUAAAAUCACAGCUAGGGAACCUGGAGAAGCUGGAUUCCUGGAGAAGAACCAAGUUCAGAGUUCUAAUCUGUCUCUAGUUGAGGCCCUUCACAGUAGGCUUCAGUCUCUGCAGGCCCAGCUGCAGGCUCUCAGUCAGAGGAUCGAGGUCCUGGGAGAAUCCCCUGAGAAUAAGCUGUCAUCUGUGGCUCUAGUCUCUCAGUCAGCUGAGCCCUGCCCUAUAGAUUCUCAGGUCAAUCAGAUCACAGUUCAACAGAAGCCCAACAUUAGGGACCAAGCAGAUGUCAAAGGUCAAGAUGUCGAAGCUGAUGAGAGCAACAGCAAUACCGACAGCAACAAAGACCAUGUGACAGACUUGUCGGAGACCAACUGUGCACUGCUUCUGGAGCAGGUUCGUGAACUUCAGGCUCAGCUGUGUGAGGCAGAGGAGAAGGCUGAGAAAACUCAGGAGGCACUGGCACUGGAAAAUCAAGCUCACCUUGAAUACACACAAUCCUGCUCCCAGAAACUCUCUCAGCUGCAGGAAGAGCACAAGAAGGUCUUGGUGCGACAGGAUUUCCAGCUGCAGAGCAUGAGCCUGCAAACACGGCUGCAGCAGAAGUUCUGGAGCCAGGAGAGGAAUGUCUUGGUGCAGGAGUCCCAGCAGUUGAAGCAGAUCCUUCUGCUGGUCAGCCUCAAGCUACGGUGGCUUCUCAAACAGUGGAGGCUUGGCAAGAAGUUUGACGCAGAGGACAAGAACUUGUUGCAGAUGAACAGCAUUAAGGAGUUUCACCACCCUCUGGAGGAUGAUGGCCUUGCCCCUCUCCAUGGAGACAAUAAGAUGGCAGCCACCAAGGAACAGCCACCAAGUCCCACAAACAAAGAUUGCAGCCUUCCCGAGAAUAACCUUCAGCAGGCUAGUGGUUUGAGUGCGACUUUGUCUGACCUGAAGGUGGCUCUGCAAGAUCUGAGCACCGAGCUGCGAGAGGAGCGUCAGAGCUCCCAGGAACUAACACAGCAGUUUGCCCGAGCUAAGGCCUCCUGGGAGGUGGAGCGCACUGAGCUCAAAAGCCUCAUCACCCAGCUGGAGGGGAAGGCAGGGAAGAUGUCUGCAGCUGGUAAUGACAUGGAUCCUCCAGAUCUGAAGGGAGCUUUGAAGAGGGAGCGCGAGGAAAACCAGCACCUGCUGGCAGACUCAUAUGCUGCAGUGAUGGAUCUGACCAAGCAGUUACAGAUUACCGAGAGAAACUGGAGCCGGGAGAAGCUGGAGCUUCUUGAACAUUUCAAUCAGGAGAGAAACCAGUGGGAGCAGAGGCUCCAUGAUGCCCAGAGCAAGAGCACACAGUCUCUUAAUUGCAAUGGAAUAUCCACAGAUGCACCCACAAAUGAAACAACUUUGCAGAGAACCAAACCGAUUUCCUCUUUGUCAGACCUCGAGAGUUUGCUGGAUGUCGCUUCUUUCCUUCCACAUAAUGAGGUCAAUGGAAUCGCUGAGGGGAAGGCUGGGAAGCACCAGUUUAAUGACCUUGUAACCCGCAAAGAUCUGAGUGGCCUCAAUCAGAAGAACUGGAAGUAUCUGAGUAGCGAGUCAGCUUCUCUGGAGAAGACUGAGCCCUUUAAAACCUGGGACUGCCCCAGCACGAGCUUUCCAGAGCUACAACUGAGUGUGGAGCAUGUGCAAAGGAGUUACACUGCCCCAGACAAAACAGGCAUCCGAAUAUACUACAGCCCUCCAGCUGUCAGGAGGAUGGAAAGGAAGGUCAAGGAUCUGAGCUUAAAUGAUACCCAGCUGGGACUCAGAUUUUUCAGUGCGACUAACUCUGAUCAAGCGGUACCGCCUCAACCAACACAAACUUCAUCAUCACAGUUGUCAUCCUCAUAUGAGCAGUGGCUAAGCUCAUUAUCCCAGCAGCACAGGGACCUACUGGAGGGCAGGACGGGAAGCUCUGGGGCCCUCCACACACUUGAGAUUUCUGCAAAUCUGAGUGAUGACAUGAAGGAGAUGACCAAUUGUGUGCGGCAGGCUAUUCGUUCCAGCUCUCUUGAGAGGAAAUGCAGCAAAGAUACAGGAAGUCAGACUGUGGGCUUCACCAGCACUGGAACACAGACAGCUAAGUUUGUCAGUGUGGGCUUGCAGACAGAGAGUCCAGCCUCCUCAGCCUCCAGAGGGGCAGGAUUUCAUGGUAAGGUGUGGUCUCCACGCCCAUCCACCUCGCUCACUUCUGCACGAUCCCGCCAGAUCUCCUCGUCACUGGAGAAGGUGCACGGCCGCAUCGAUCGACCCUGCUGCUCACCAAAAUACGGCUCACCCAAGCUCACAAGAAGGGUCUCUGCUUCAUCCUCAUCCUCCAAGCUGGAGACAUCUUCUACCUCCUCAAGAGAUCGGAGCAUAUGGAAUCUGCCAAACCGUAGCAUCGCCCAGAGCGGAUCUGCAUGGGCUCGGUCCACCACGACCCGUGACAGUCCCGUACUCAGUGGCCUCAAUGAUGGUCUGUCCAGCCUCUUCAGUGUUGUGGAACACACCUCCAGCAUGGAGUCACUCUGGAGGGGUGACACAUGCCCUGGAAGGCAAGCUGCAGGCAAGCCCUCUUGCCCCAGUGUUGGCAUUAGCCUUGGUGAGUCCAGCACUCAGAAGUACGGCAUUGUGCAGGAGUUCUUUCAAAAUGUGUGUGGACGGACAUUGCCAGGAGAGAAGACUGCAACCAUAGAUGAGCCCAAGCCUGAGUGUCUCACUGGUGCCCUGAUGGGAACAGACAGCGUCACUAAGAUCGUCAAUAAGAGGUUCAUGAGACAGACAUUGCGGGAUGAUGCAGUAGUCAGUGAGAAGGAGUCUCAUUCAAGUGCCAGUAGUCCAGAGGAUUCAUCUUGUGACUGCAAAUCACAGUCCCUCACCUCUUGUUUUGCUCGCUCCUCCCGCUCCACUGUUCGGCACACCCACAGUCAGUGCAAGCACCGCAUACAGGAGACUGCCUUGGGAAAUGACGAGAGAUUGGAUGUCAGCACUGAGUGAUGGAAAAGAGGGCAUGACUUCUAUCACUGCUUUAAGACAAACACAUGCAGAUACUGCCUCACACAUACUACCACAUAAAUGCACUGCCAUGUAUAAACUUGCACAUAAACAAACACAAAGCCACAGUAGAAUACAUCAGGACAUUUCCAAGAACCAGUGAUUAGCAAAUGGAUUGAUGCCAAGGAAUAUCACUCAGCUAGCCUGACCUCCGUUUUGAGGUCACUAGUCUGUAUCCAACCAGUAGGACAGCUCAACUCUGCCAUCUUAAUGAACAGGCCUUUGGACAAACAUGAGGGAUCACUCUUCUGUGAAUAAUAGGGGUUGAUUUGCAGAGUAACAAGUAGAAUGAAAACAUGUAGAAUUAAGUUGCCUGACAAAAAAGACAGUGAUUUUUUGUGCAUUACACUGCUCAAAUCCCAGUUGGAUUUGAUGGAUUUAGAGAUUUACUUUCGAAAGAUUUAGGUAAUUAAGGCCUCAAACAGACAUCUACAGGUUUUAUUUUCAUCCCCAUAAUCACAAACAAAAAUGGUUCCAUGGUGUAAAUCUCACAGUUCAUCAUUCUCAUUCAUGCUGCACUGGGGAGCUUCUUUAAAAGCAUUAUUUUGUAUUAUUGCUAUAUUACUGUAAAAUGACUAUGAUAUGUGUGACAGACUGAACAUGCUUAUUCAGAACACAUGAUCAAGUUAGUUUUAGUGUUUAUUUCGGACUAGUAUGGAAGGCACAGGUUAGCCAGGAUUUUCUAAGAUGGCAUUUUUAUAAACGGGGGUAGUUGAAAAUCUGUGUAUGUACCUCCUCAUUGUGAUUACCCAAGAAUGUCAUUGAUUAAGAUCUCUGUUCUAUCCAUCAUCCCUUUCUUCUCACAAGACUAGAGUCUUAGAGUUUGUCAAUCAGCAUUAACUUUUAUGAAGCCAUGACAGGAGUUUAUUAUUGGCAGAUGUACAUUUUAAUUAUUGGACACACUAUUUUCCCACUUUAAACUAUGUAUUUAUAACUGCCUAAGAUUAGAAUGGUGCUAUACAAAUUAAAAUCUUUAUCAUAUUUUAUGUGAUUUGCAGAGCAGUGACAUUUCAGUCUUUAGCUGAAUGUGUAUGAUUGCUAGUGAUAAAAUAUUUAAUAUGUAAUAUUUAAUCUAGUUGACUGGUAGAUGAUGCAGUCAGCAUUAAACACUGUAUGGGGUGUAGAAUGAUAACCUUGAAAAAAAUGCAGACUUUUCGCUGCUAUCAGACCGCUUUCUAUACACCCACACACUUUUGCUCUAUCCCACUACUUGUUCACACAUAUACACACACACAUACACAAAGUGUACAGAGCCUCUCUAAAUGGCAAGCCAUGAUGGUCAGGCUCCUUUGUAUGUCAGCCACUUUCUGCCUCAGCUCUUUAAUAAAAAGGGCAUUAACAGUGAGUCACAUUUCUUCAUUGCCAUUAAAUAUGGUACUGUCCACAGCAUCUGCCAUAAAAUGUCAUUACCAGUCUGUCAAUACUUCAAGACACCUCUUGCGUUAUACCUCUCGCUGCUACCUCUUUUCUGCAGUUCAGUCUUACUACUCCAAAUUCGUUCCUUUUUUGUUUUGAAGGUCUCAAGUGUGCCUUUUUAUCAUUUAGAAGAAUUUAAGAUGUUGCAUUCAGUAUUAGACAGUGAGGAGCUGCAUGCAAUGAGAGCACUGGUCAAAUUUGCAGGGGACUCAGUAAAUGCCCAUAUUUCAUUCUUAUCUUAAAGCCCAGUAUAUGCUCCAAAAUCUACUGUGGUAGCAGCCAUGACGCAUCGAACAAUUCCCAGCAGUGAACUACUCAGAUUUUGGUCAUUGAACAUUUAGUCAUAACUAAUCAUUGCAGCCACAAGACACUUCGGCAUCACACUUGUCUAAGGCUGGCAUUUGCCGUAGAGGAAAAUUUCAUACCUGACAUUUGGGUGGUUUUCACACUGGGCACGUUUGCUGCAGUCUGAAUCCGAGUGUGAUUGUUCCUGGUGCCCCCCACGGCGUUAGUCUGGACUCACAAUAUUUUAUUUAUUUAUUUAUUUAUUAUUUUGGUGUUAUUAUGCACAGCAGAUAUUAUGCGCAGCAGUGGACCUCUUCUGUGUCCCACAGCGUUCCCCUGUCACUCAUGGUACAUGCGUGUUGUGGAAACUGAUGAUGUCAUCAUCAGCUAAAAUGCAGGUUACCUUAGUUCCUGAACAUGUGCAAACCUGAGUAUGAGUUGCGCUCAUAUUCAUGAGAAUCGUGGCACAGUUCCAGUGCAACCAAAACCAGGCCACCUCCUACAGGUAUUCUCGGGUUUGGUACCGCGGUGCGGUUCCUGGUCCGCAUGACAGCUUUCACAUUACCAAUUUUUCAUUCAAACCGUGCUCUGUUUCUGACUAAACUACCAGUGUGAAAGCUGCCUUAGUACUCUUUGCCUCAAUGUAUAUUGUGUAUGUUGUUGAGCUUGUUCUAAAUGAUCCCUAAAAAUGCACAUAGGCUCAUGGGAACUCCAGCCAAGUGCUUUAAAACCUUAUCUACAAAUCUAAAGGACCAAGUUCCAAUAGUGUAGUUUCAGUAAAUUACUUCCAAACAAUUACACAAAUUGUCCAGGUUCUUGGAGAACCUGAUUCAUCUCAUAAACAAGCCCUUACUCAUCUUCCCUUAUCAUUCCACAUCCACCUCCCAUAACAUCUAGCAAUACUUAAACGACAUAGUAGCUUAAUACCAUUUGCUAAAUUAUUGAGAAUGCUUGUAUAUUUCGUUUUUUCCCCUUUUUUAAAAAAACAUUUAUUAAAUAAAUUACUGAGUCAAACAAUCUUUAAUAUUGUAACUUUAAACAUACUGUACAUAUGCAAUUUAUAUUCUUUCUAUCUUAGUCUAGAAAAACUCCAGAAUGUCUCCGCUGAAGUGGCUUGACCUUCAGAGCUCAUAUCCUCUCCUUCAAGAAAAUAAGAACCUUUCUGUGUAAAUAGCUCCAUUCUGGGUAAGAGAAUAUGCCACAAUAAAACUGGCUGAAAUUGUUUUUGUCUGGGGAAAGAUUGGCUUGGUUGUUGCCUCAAAUAAAUCUUUCCUGGUUGUUAAAAUUCACAAAUAAAUGUCACAAAAAAAAGUCUCA
Messenger RNA from Ictalurus punctatus (channel catfish), 8681 nucleotides. It is a transcript of the gene mtcl2, whose product is annotated as suppressor of glucose, autophagy associated 1. Gene Ontology annotation, biological process: regulation of autophagy. The transcript is spliced from 14 exons. The record is from RefSeq and is a predicted model, not a curated record. NCBI's taxonomy places the organism in Eukaryota, Metazoa, Chordata, Actinopteri, Siluriformes, Ictaluridae. The coding region runs from base 306 to 5606 and encodes 1766 amino acids.